UUUCAGAAAAGGUGAUAAUCUCGAAAUGGCUUCAACAAAAGAUGAAGUUGUGAGAAUGAGCGUCGAUGAGUACUGGGAAGAUAUUAAAGACGAUUAUCUUAUACAACUAGCUAACACGGACCCUAAUGAAGUCUAUCCAAGCAAUAACCCCGGACCAACAACUGCUGAUGGCCAAAUCAAUUUUGAAUGUCACUGUGUCGGUCAUCUUGUUGGAAGCCCUUGUGGAUUCGAGUUUCGGGAAGCGAUUACGUGCCAAAAGACCAAUAGUGAUGGUGAAAUAGAGCAGGGAGCUUGCGGUAAGGAGUUGAUGUCGUUCAUGGAGUGUGUCACACGAACACAGUGUUUCGGUACCGGUGACAAUGAUAAAAAGUGAUGAUUCAAUUAUAAUUUGUUCAUUUUGUUAAUUUAUAAAUAAUUAUUGUUUAAAUA
Molecule: messenger RNA, 429 nt
Organism: Caenorhabditis elegans
Lineage: Eukaryota; Metazoa; Nematoda; Chromadorea; Rhabditida; Rhabditidae
Gene: F42H10.2
Product: coiled-coil-helix-coiled-coil-helix domain-containing protein
Exons: 2
Coding region: 26-373 (115 amino acids)
Biological process (GO): protein import into mitochondrial intermembrane space
Molecular function (GO): protein-disulfide reductase activity
Source: RefSeq, marked reviewed